This is a messenger RNA of Leptopilina heterotoma, 2441 nucleotides long. RefSeq names its product CTP synthase (gene Ctps). The record is from RefSeq and is a predicted model, not a curated record. Gene Ontology annotation, biological process: pyrimidine nucleobase biosynthetic process; CTP biosynthetic process. Gene Ontology annotation, molecular function: identical protein binding; CTP synthase activity. The transcript is spliced from 11 exons. Gene Ontology annotation, cellular component: cytoophidium; cytoplasm. Lineage: Eukaryota; Metazoa; Arthropoda; Insecta; Hymenoptera; Figitidae. Bases 98 to 1879 code for a protein of 593 amino acids.
UGGUCUAUGGUAGUUUACAGUAGCAAAAGCACGUGUUGACUUACAAUAUUUUCCAUUGAAAACUUGGGAUUCUAAUUUUGAAAAAAGUAUAUUAAAAAUGAAGUAUAUUUUAGUGACCGGUGGUGUAAUUAGUGGUGUGGGUAAAGGGGUUAUUUCCAGUUCUUUUGGCACAAUUUUGAAACAUUGCGGCAUUCACGUUACCUCUAUAAAAAUAGAUCCAUAUAUUAAUCUUGAUGCCGGUACCUUUUCUCCAUACGAACAUGGUGAAGUGUAUGUGUUAGAUGAUGGUGGAGAAGUGGAUCUCGAUUUAGGAAAUUAUGAGAGAUUUUUGGAUAUAACAUUACACAAAGAUAAUAACAUAACGACUGGGAAAAUUUAUCAAUCAGUAAUUGAAAAGGAGAGACGUGGAGAAUAUUUGGGAAAGACGGUGCAAGUUGUUCCACAUAUAACUGAUGCUAUACAAGAAUGGGUUGCUCGAGUUGCUAAACAGUCGGUUUCUGCUGAUGGCAAUGAACCAGAGGUUUGUAUAAUAGAACUAGGAGGAACCAUUGGAGAUAUUGAAGGAAUGCCAUUUGUAGAAGCUUUUAGACAGUUUCAAUUUCGUGUAAAGAAGGAAAAUUUCUGCUGUGCACAUGUGUCAUUGAUACCACAGCCAAAAUCUACAGGUGAACCAAAAACUAAACCAACUCAAUCAAGUGUGAGAGAAUUACGUGGUCUAGGAUUAUCACCUGAUCUCAUUAUUUGUAGAUCUGAAAAUCCUAUUUGUGACAGUAUCAAAGACAAAAUUUCCAAUUUUUGCCAUGUUCCUCCAGAGCAGGUUAUUACAAUUCAUGAUCUCUCGUCAAUUUAUCGAGUGCCUCUGUUAAUGGAGAAUCAGGGCAUUGUACCUUUCUUAAUUGAUAGAUUGCAGUUGAAUAUUUCAAUGCCAAACCCUCGUACUUUUAUGUACAAAUGGCGUAACCUUGCUGAACGCGCUGAUCAUCUUAGAAAGAAAGUAUCUAUUGCAUUGGUAGGAAAAUACACAAAACUUGAGGAUUCAUAUGCGUCAAUUACAAAAGCUCUGCAACAUGCUUCUAUUGAAGUUGGAUACAAAUUAGAAUUGAAGUACAUUGAAGCUUGCAAUUUAGAAGAAGCCAAAAAGAAAUCACAUCCAGUAAUCUACCAUGAAGCUUGGGGGCAAUUAUGCAAAUGCGCUGGAGUUAUUGUGCCAGGUGGUUUUGGAAAAAGAGGUUUAGAAGGAAAAAUAGAAGCAUGUCGUUGGUGCAGAACCAAUAACAAACCAUUCCUUGGAAUAUGCUUAGGGCUGCAAACUGCAGUAAUAGAAUUCGCACGGAAUGUUUUAGGUUUAAGUAAUGCCAAUAGUACGGAAAUCGACAGCGAGACAGAAAAUCCUGUUGUUAUUGAUAUGCCUGAACAUAAUCCAGGCCAAAUGGGUGGGACAAUGAGACUGGGAAAAAGAGCAACUUGCUUCACAGGGGGAGAUUCUGUUAUGAAGCAAUUAUAUGAUAAUAAGGAGAUGAUAGAAGAACGCCACCGUCAUCGGUAUGAAGUUAACCCUAAGUAUGUACCUGAUCUCGAAGCAGCUGGAAUGAAAUUUAUUGGACACGAUGAAAAUUCAGAGCGAAUGGAAAUUAUGGAAUUAGAAGGACAUAACUUCUACGUUGCCACUCAGUUUCAUCCAGAGUACUUAUCACGUCCUUUGGAACCCUCUCCGCCAUUCCUAGGGCUAAUCCUAGCCAGCGUAGGAAAACUGAAAUCAUAUUUAGCUAAAGGCCGCAAACUUUCUCCACAACUAAGUGACAAUGAAUUUGAUGAAGAACCAUCGACUUCAACGACAAACUUGAAACUUAACGGUGAAGCAAUCUCCAGAAUAAAAUAAGUAUAAUUUUAAGAAUAUAUCAUUUACAGCCCUAAUUUAGAUGUUUAAAGAAAUUCCAUUCCUCAAGAAAUUCCAUCCAUAAAUUCGAUAAAGUUCAUAAUUAAAAACCAGACAUUUGUAGCAUAAAAAUAGAGAUACAUUAGGUCUUCACACUCACACAGUAAUGAAAAAUCAAUGCGAGAGGUAUAACUGUAUAUAUAUACAAUUUUCAUUACACCUCAUUUUAUAAUAAUUUUUUGUAAUAUUAUAGUUUAAGCAAAACAUAAUUUUUCCUACAAAUUUUGUACCACACAUUUUGUUAGAAACCAUCAAGGGUCAUUUAUUACACAGAAAGUGGACAGUUUAUAUUACAUAUAGAUACAGUUUAUUUUGUACGAAUUAUAAAAUCAGAUUGCUUUCCUAAAUGGUACUGGAAAUGUUAUAUUUAAAAUUUUUAUUUUUUAAGAGAAAUUAGUCACAAAACUAACAUCCUGAUUUAUUCGCUUUGUAUAUAAGUGACGAAAGGCAGUGAGAAAAAAACACAUGUACUGUUUUUUAAAAUAAAUAAUCAAAUAAGACCCUA